AUGCUGCAGAUGCAUGGCGGGCAACAAGAACAUCGAACCGAUGAAAAUGCCGGCGAGGACCGUCGAGGACGUGGCAAGCUAGUGCCUCCACUGCCACUGCCCAAAAAUCGCAGCACAGGCAAUCUCGCCCUCUCCCCCGACCCGACCGUUGAUCGAAGUCGAUACCGAAUGUCGUUUGAGGGCUCUUCGAGCUCGAUAAUGGAAUAUGAUGCCUUAGCAAGAUCCCCUCACAUAACCGAUCAUGACCAUGGUCCCGGCAUCACAGGCUUGCGGCGCAUUCGCCAGCAGCACCCUCCUUCUCGUGGUCCAACUAUGCCUAAUUCUGCCGCAUCAUCGCGAAGCCCGUCCGUCGUUGCCCUUUCCCGCUCGACCUCCGUGAGCGCCAUGCUCGCAAACUCCGCAAAGCCGCCGCUUUCUGCUGGCCCGGCGUCUCCCAGCUUCUCCGAAGACUUGUCGCGCUUUCCCUCCGAGUCGCUACACUCCUUCUCCUUUGCUCACCAAUCCGAGGAGUUUAUACACAACAGGCAGACUGUCCUCAAACGCUCCCUGGACUUCAUCAAGGAUCGGAUGGGUUGGUCCAUGAACGCGACGCAAGCAGGACUCGCCAGUGCCCAGGCCCGUGUCACAGGUGAUGUCGAUAUGCAGAACAUGUUGGAGCUUUUGGCACGGGCACAAUUGAUUGGAGCAAACAACUUGCCAAACGCGGAUUCUGUAGCACUUCCGCCCUUGACAGGUCCAGCUGAUGUAAUGGGGGACAAUCUUUUCGAAAGACAAUUUGUGCCGCAACUGUCCCGUACCAGUACAAGUGCCCCCGAUGCUGCACCUCCCACAACCGCUCAAAACCGCACUUCAAACCCGCCCCUGGUCAGGCUCCAGGCAACCGAUGGAGUCGAGGUAGACAGUCUGCCCUCAGUACCAGAGCUGGACAGUGAAUCCCGUAAUGCUUCGAAUGCUACCUCGCGACGAGAUGGCAUCGCUCCUGGAGCAAAGUCGCAAGCCACUGCUAGACCUACAAGCCUGAAGCGCACCAUGACGGACACGCUGGCCAUCACGCUUCAAGACAAACUCCUUGACACAAUGGCCCAGCCGUUCUUAGUCGAGCAGCCUCUAUACGACGAGCCUCUCAUCUCUCCGACGACGGCACAGCCUGGACCCCCUGCGAAAGCCUUUCCGAGUGCUAUCGUGCCUACCGCACACGGCCACACGAACCGAUGGGUGCCCGCCGCGCAGGCAAUUUUCACCACGGAAGUAAAACCACCCUGGACCAUCAUCGCCGCCAAUGACCUGGCUUGCCUCGUGUUUGGUGUGACAAAGGCCGAGGUGCGUAAAAUGGGCAUUCUCGAGGUCGUACAGGAAGAGAGACGAGCCUGGCUGGAGCGAAAGCUUUUGCAGACGGAUGACGCAUUGCCAGACGGCAGUCCAAAAAGGGCGAAACCUGGAAGCCCAGCCGCUUCAGCGGCCUCGACUUUGCUCGGCACUCGGUCAGGCAUCACAGCACAUCUUCUGAGCAAACCCAAUUCACGCUCACAGUAUUCCUCCAGUCACGCUCAAAGACGCGCUCAAACUGUGCAUAGCGGGGACCCGAAUCCACCUGCAACCGCGGGCAGCGGGCAACAUGGCAGCAAUGUCUCACGAGGGGUUUUGCUGUGCGGAGACGUGGUCCCCAUCCGGAAGCGAAACGGGGCGACAGGCUCUGCCAGCUUAUGGGUCAAGGAAAAGCCAGUGGGCUUGAUCUGGGUUCUGGAAGAAAUUCACGAGGACGUUGCCUUUGUCAGUCUAGACGAAGAGGGCUCUGUGAAGAACGUCUCGGGCGCGUCCGAUGUCAUUUGGGGCUCCAGGGCUAUCAAGUCGGGGUUCGACGUGGCAACACUCAUACCUCGAAUUCCCCGACAGGGGAUCGAUCCCGCGAUUGGUGAGAUAGACUUUGCCCAGAUUGCAAGGCGAAGAUUCUUCACCUGCUUGAACGCCCAUCAGGUCAGCACUCCCUGCACGGUGGAGCAAGUUCGCGGGCGGCUCGAGUUGCGCGUAUCGACCUUCCCGCACAUGGCCGGCAUCAUCGUCAUUGACCCGGUGGAUCUGAAAAUCCGAAGCUCGAAUUCCGCCUUCUGCGGCGCCCUGUUCGGUUACGAGAAACCUGACGGACUACCUGUGACGUCUCUGAUUCCUGAUUUCGACAAAAUCAUUGACAUAGUAACGCAGGAGGACGGCCUUCAGAUGCUAGAUGGAAUGGUGGUCCCAGAACAAAGGUUCCGGAGGGCGUCGGCUUUCCUUGCGCUCAAAGAGCAUCGUCCUGACGCUACCGCUCGAUUUCUCCAGCCAGAGGGUCUGCCUGGCAAGCACCGUGAUGGGUCCGAGUUGAAAAUUGACGUUCAGAUGCGUGUCGUAGAGAGCGAAAAGCAAGCCAGCUUUGGGGAAGAGACUGCAAAGGAAGGAAUGGAUCAAGGGGCGGCCAACAGCGACAAUGAUUCCUUCUCUGUACCCCACAAGGAAAUGGUGCUUGCCUUGUGGAUCACGUACUCGCGGCAUCUUCACGGGCAUGCUCGAAUGAGCGUCGAAUCCCCCGGCUCCUCUGGCACCACGACACCGCGACACCAGCCAUCGCCUGGCCAAACGCCUCCCGUGCACACGCCCAUUGAGAUUGCUUCAGACGACGAUGAGACAGGAAAGGAGGCAGAUCGGCAAGCAGCUCCCACACUAUCCAAGCAGAUUCGAAACGCGGCUUUGAGCGCGGCCGCCAAGCUGACGAGGCAUCCCAAGCCAGCAGCCGCGGCGGGUGAAAGGCCAGCAGCCCCUCUCAGGGCAGCCGAGCCUGCACGCAAAGCCGUCAUCGAAGACUACGUCAUCCUGGAAGAUAUGGGACAAGGUGCCUACGGGCAAGUCAAACUCGCUCGUCACAAGACUAGUGCCAAGAAAGUUGUUUUGAAGUACGUCACGAAACGACGCAUAUUGGUCGAUACGUGGACCCGGGACAGGAAGCUUGGGACCGUUCCGCUCGAGAUCCACGUCCUGGACUACCUGCGAAAGCCCGAGUUUAGACACCCCAACAUUGUAGAAAUGGAAGGGUUUUUCGAGGACGACGUCAACUACUACAUUGAGAUGGCUCCUCAUGGCUUGCCGGGCAUGGAUCUGUUUGACUACAUUGAACUGCGCGCCAACAUGGAGGAGGCGGAGUGCCGAAGCAUAUUCGUUCAAGUGGCGCGAGCAGUUCACUUCUUACAUACCAAGGCGAUGGUUGUCCACCGCGACAUCAAGGAUGAGAAUGUCAUUCUAGACGGAGAGGGGAACAUCAAACUCAUUGAUUUUGGGAGUGCGGCGUAUAUCAAAAGCGGUCCCUUUGACGUAUUCGUGGGCACUAUUGAUUAUGCUGCUCCCGAGGUACUGGCUGGUAAGCCGUACGGAGGAAAGGAGCAAGACGUCUGGGCUUUGGGAAUCCUCCUGUACACGAUAAUAUACAAAGAAAACCCGUUUUACAGCAUCGACGAAAUCAUGGACAGGGAUCUUCGGGUUCCAUUCACGCUGAGCGAUGAAAGCAUCGAUCUCAUUCGCCGCAUGCUGAACCGAGAUGUCAAGGAUCGAUUCGACAGCACGCAGGUGGUAGAGCACGGGUGGUGCAAAGCAGGUGACUGA
This is a messenger RNA of Ustilaginoidea virens, 3627 nucleotides long. RefSeq lists its product as uncharacterized. The coding region runs from base 1 to 3627 and encodes 1208 amino acids. Gene Ontology annotation, cellular component: nucleus; cytoplasm; cytosol. Gene Ontology annotation, molecular function: ATP binding; protein serine/threonine kinase activity. The record is from RefSeq and is a predicted model, not a curated record. The transcript is spliced from 4 exons. Gene Ontology annotation, biological process: intracellular signal transduction; protein phosphorylation; negative regulation of glycogen biosynthetic process. Lineage: Eukaryota; Fungi; Ascomycota; Sordariomycetes; Hypocreales; Clavicipitaceae.